Lachancea thermotolerans CBS 6340 is the source of this 1413-nucleotide messenger RNA. It is a transcript of the gene COQ1, whose product is annotated as trans-hexaprenyltranstransferase. Lineage: Eukaryota; Fungi; Ascomycota; Saccharomycetes; Saccharomycetales; Saccharomycetaceae. The coding region runs from base 1 to 1413 and encodes 470 amino acids. Gene Ontology annotation, biological process: ubiquinone biosynthetic process; isoprenoid biosynthetic process. The record is from RefSeq and is a predicted model, not a curated record. Gene Ontology annotation, molecular function: prenyltransferase activity. Gene Ontology annotation, cellular component: transferase complex. The transcript has a single exon.
AUGCUUCUCUCACGUAGUGCUUCAAUUGGGAGGGUCCGAAUCCUGGAAUAUGUACGCUCUAAGUCCUCUUUCGCUACCGCAUUGGAGACGGCUGCUAGGUUGGUUACCCCAAAAGUAUUGUUGAAUAAUCCAGUUUCGUUGGUAUCAAAGGAGAUGAACACGUUGGCUAAAAACAUCGUGGCGUUGAUGGGCUCGGGGCAUCCAACAUUGAACAGAGUCACCGGGUAUUAUUUUGAAGCGGAGGGCAAGAAAGUCCGUCCCAUGCUAGUUCUACUACUUUCGAGAGCACUGGCUGAGAUCCCAAUCGAGGAAAGAAACAGGAUAACUGUUGACAACACUGAUGUGCCAGAAGACCCAGUAUACUCAAAGCCACCACAGUCUUUGCUAUUUCAGCACCCAGCAAAGAGCAUAUCACCACUCCAUAUUCUCCAUGGUAUAAAACCACUAAACCCACUGACGAAGGGCCCGGAGCCUUUACCUGAAGAUUUUGAUAGAGAAAGAGGGAUCUUGCCAAAACAGAGGCGACUCGCUGAAAUUGUUGAGAUGAUUCAUACCGCUUCGUUAUUACAUGACGAUGUCAUAGACCAUUCAGACACGAGGAGAGGUCGCGCAAGCGGUAACGUUGCUUUUACAAACAAGAUGGCAGUUCUGGCAGGUGACUUUUUGUUAGGAAGAGCGACAGUAUCGAUUUCAAGGCUCCGCAAUCCAGAAGUUGUUGAAUUGAUAUCUAAUAGUAUUGCAAACUUAGUUGAGGGUGAGUUUAUGCAAUUGAAGAAUACUGCAGUUGAUAGCGAUCUCACAACGGUCGCUAAUGGUACACAAAAAAUACCGCCUCCAUCUCCAAAGCUAACAAACCCUACCCAUGACUACCGUGUACCAGUUGAGCGAGGCGCGGUGUUCUCGCAAGAAAUUGUUAUUGACACUGCAUUCGAUUAUUAUCUGCACAAAACUUAUCUUAAGACUGCUUCGCUGAUCUCCAAGUCUUGCCGUGCUGCAGCAAUUUUAUCGGGUGCUCAGGAAACAGUGGUUGAUGAAUGCUAUAACUUUGGCAAAAACCUCGGAAUUUGUUUCCAGUUAGUUGAUGAUAUGUUGGAUUUCACGAUAUCUGCUAAGGAGUUAGGAAAACCUGCAGGCGCAGACCUCCAGCUUGGAAUUGCGACCGCUCCAGUUUUGUAUGCUUGGAAAGAGGAUCAUUCUUUGGGUCCUCUAAUUCAGCGUAAUUUCUCGUUACCAGGGGAUGUUGAGCGUACGGCUGAGGCUGUUGCCAAAUACGAAGGAGUUAAGAAAACUCGCGAACUCGCUUAUGAAUAUAGAGAUCGUGCAUUGGCUAAUUUGCGCGCUGCCCUGCCUGAAUCGGACGCUCGGUCUGCCCUUGAAUUUUUGACUAACAGCAUUUUAACAAGGAGAAAGUGA